Messenger RNA from Centrocercus urophasianus (Greater sage-grouse), 2698 nucleotides. It is a transcript of the gene ARL6IP4, whose product is annotated as ADP ribosylation factor like GTPase 6 interacting protein 4. Lineage: Eukaryota; Metazoa; Chordata; Aves; Galliformes; Phasianidae. The coding region runs from base 16 to 711 and encodes 231 amino acids. The transcript is spliced from 5 exons. The record is from RefSeq and is a predicted model, not a curated record.
AGGCCCCGGCGCACCAUGGCCCGCGGGCGGUCCCGGAAGCGGUCCCGGAGCAGCAGCAGCCGCAGCCCCUCUGGGAGCGGACGGGAGAAGCGCGGCGCGAGGAGCGGUGCGGCCUCCCCGGGUCCCCGGCACCGGCCGAGCUCUGCGGCCGCCAGGGAAGGAAGGAAGAAGGAGGGUAGGAAGAAAAAAAAGAGGAAGGCAAAUGCUUCGUCCUCUGACAGUUCGUCCUCCUCCCGCUCCUCAUCAUCCUCCUCCUCCACCUCCUCCAGUGACAGUGACAUGAGAGCGAAGCGGCACGGCAAAAGGAAGAGAGGGAAACACAAAGACAAGAAGAAGAAGAAGAAGAUAAAGAAGAAAUUGAAGAAGUCAAAAGAAAGAGUUAAGGAGGACAGAGGCGUGAGUGAGGCACUGCCCGGCCCUUCACUGGAGCUGUGGCAGAAGGAGCCACAGGUCGACCCUGGGCCAGUUUUGACAGAUGAGCAGAAGUCCCGAAUCCAGGCUAUGAAGCCAAUGACAAAGGAGGAAUGGGACGCGAGGCAGAGUGUUAUCAGAAGAGUGGUGGAUCCUGAAACAGGGAGAACCAGGCUUAUUAAGGGAGAUGGAGAAGUGCUGGAGGAAAUCGUCAGCAAGGAGAGACACAAGGAGAUUAACAAGCAAGCCACCCGUGGGGAUGGGCUGGCCUUCCAGGUGAGAACGGGGAUGCUGCAGUGAGCCUGUGCUGUAGCUGUGCUGGAAACUUGUCUUGCUGCGGGCACAGCCCUGGCGCACUGAUGAGCUGGACCUGCAGGCAGCACUGCAUCGGUACGCUUCCCUGGGGCAGUGUCAUUCAGUCUGUAAGUUACUGCCUGGGAAGGAGAAAGACCUUAAUGGUUCAUCUCCCAUUAAACAGCUUCUCUCCUUCCUCUCAUAACUGGGGCCAGCAUGGCUGUAAUGCUGCUUGCCCUUGUGACCCUUUUAAGGCCUGAGGAGCUCAGCAGCACAGAGAUGCUGAUGCCUUAUCUCUGGGCUUCUGUUGGCAGGAGCUGGCACAGGGUCUGCAGCAGGGCUGCAACACUGACAGCUGCGUCUUCCCUUCAGGGGCUGCUUUUGGUCCCUUUUGUGCUGCUCUGUCUGCCCCACACGCUGAGAACCUGGGGACAGGGGUUUUGCUCACCCAUUGCGUGGAGAGGAACCUUUGCCUUGCUCUCUUCCUGCCCUUUCCUGCAGUGUGGCAGCAAUGCCAUCAGCAGCUUGGGGGCCCACACCCACAGUAACACAAAUGCCUGUUGUUUUCCCCCACUGCAAAGUCCAUACAUCUAUGAACUUUAAAAUAAUAAAAGUGGUUAUAGGACAAAUGAGUGACGCAGGACUGCUCUGCACAAAUUUCCAUGCUCUGUUUGUUGCUCUAACCCCCAUUAAAGUGGCGCUUGCUCACAUCCUGGGCUUUGUGACUUCUGUUUCAAGAGCUUCCCAAAUAAGCAGACGGAGACGAGCCUUCCCAUUUCUUUAAUCUGUGUAACUCACAAUGAUACUGUACACAAAGCACACCCAGGCAUUGGGACGAUGCACUAACAGCAAGGAGGAGAAGGAAGUUGUACAGAAGGUUUGUCACACACAAGCAAGUCGUCUGCACGGCGCUGUAGACGCGGCGCUGUGCCCUCUGGUGGUUCCCCACACACCCACCUGUCGCUCCCCCAGAGCAAUUUUUUAUAAAUAAAAUAGAAUUAACAUCGUUGAAUAUAAAACCGACAGUCGAGGGUAUCAACAGGCUGAGAGGGUGCUGAGGACGGGGAAGGGACCGUAAGGCUUCUAGAACUAAUAGGAAAUGCAGCAAAGUGGCAAUACCUGAAGAAGGGGCUGCUACAGCAAGCACGGCGGCUGCUGGCGGAGCGGCGGCGGCGGUGAGCCUUUGGCUGGUUCCUGGCUCGCGGAUCGGACACUGUAAACGUUUUUGGUAUGAGAAUUUCACCUCGUCUGACGGAGUGAGCAGCCCAGGAAAGUGACUCGGAAUGAAUGCGUGGGCUUUUUUUUUUUUUAUUAAUAAAAAAAAUUAAGAUGUUAAAGGGACAGCGUCAGGUACAAAGUCUGGCCCAAUUGUUUGGGAGUACAAAAAGCUGCUUGUUAGAAAAAUCUGAGCUCCACGGUGGAGUUUGAUUCUGAUGGAAGCAAUGGAAAAAAGAGAGGAAAAGGAGAACAACAAAAAAAAGAGAAGCCUAAGGCAGCCUGCGCAGGGUGUGCUGUGUUGUGCAAGUGUGGGAACAACAUGGGCUGAGCACUGCCCAAAAGCCAGAGGGAGGAGGCCAAGAAACUCUUCAUAGUUUUUUGUUUCAAAGCAAAUGAGUUAUUUGUAACAAAGAUAAAUUAGGUCUUUAACCUGACAGUGCCCCUUUAGUAAGGAUGGAAUAUACGUUUGUGUUUCCCUCCCUGCAUCCAAAUGGAUCCUCUUCCAGACAUGUGGAAAGGCAUUGAGUCACACGCAUCGCUCUCCAAAACAGCUCAGAACAAACAGGUUAUAAACAGAGUUAAACUAUUGCUAUUGUUCUUUGAGUGAGUAGCACGUUGAUCUUUGAAGAGAUGAGUGCCAGAUGGGGGUGGCUGAAGAUAGACUGAUGUAGACUGUGAUGGACUGAACUGGUGAAGAAAACUCAUUGGCAUAUUUCCUGGUAACUACACCCACAUCAUCUGGUAUUAUUGCAGCAAUAAAGGUCCUGCUCUACAA